GCUCGCUCGCGGAGAGGACCCUCCGACCCGGCUGUGCGCAGCGUUCCCCACCCGGCCCUUCCUGCGCGCCCCUUGGGCGGCAGAGCCCGCCUGGACCUGCUGGACGCCACGGGGAGCGGCGGCCGGCGGAGCCUCCCAGGUCACUGGGAAGAAAACUCUUCAACAAUAAAGAGCCAUGGCUUUAAAAGUGCUUCUGGGACCAGAGAAAGCGGGCUGUGCCGCUGUCGUCGUACUGGCCUAUGUGGUGUGUGAAGUGAUCUGUGAAACGGGAGACUGCAGACAGCAGGAGUACCGGGAUGGGUCUGGAAACUGCGUUCUCUGCGAGCAAUGUGGGCCCGGCAUGGAGUUGUCUAAGGAAUGUGGCUUUGGCUACGGGGAGGAUGCCCAGUGUGUGACGUGCCGGCCGCACAGGUUCAAGGAGGACUGGGGCUUUCAGAAAUGCAAGCCGUGCUUGGAGUGCGCCCUGGUGAACCGCUUCCAGAAGGCGAACUGCUCCAUCACCAGCGACGCCGUCUGCGGGGACUGCUUGCCAGGAUUUUAUAGGAAGACAAAACUCGUCGGUUUUCAAGACAUGGAGUGCGUACCUUGCGGAGACCCUCCUCCUCCCUACGAGCCGCACUGUACCAGUAAGGUCAACCUUGUGAAGAUCCCGUCCACAGCCUCCAGCCCGCGGGACACAGCCCUGGCGGCCGUGAUCUGCAGUGCCCUGGCCACUGUCCUACUGGCCCUGCUCAUCCUCUGUGUCAUCUACUGCAAGAGGCAGUUCAUGGAGAAGAAACCCAGCUGGUCUCUGAGAGCACAGGACAUUCAGUACAACGGUUCUGAACUGUCAUGUUUUGACAGACCUCAGCUCAACGGAUCUGCUCCCAGAGCAUGUUGUCCCUGUCACCGAGACCCAGCCCAGACCUGUGGGCCGGUGCACCUGAUCCCGUCCCUGUGCUGUGACGAGGCCUGCAGCAGUGACCGGGUGACUCUCGGUUGUAGAGGGCAUUCCAAGACCACUCUUCAGGAGAGACACGCAGGUGCAGUGGGGGAGACCGUGCCCACGUUCUUCGGGUCCCUUUCGAGGGCCAUCUGCGGCGAGUUUUCAGAUGCCUGGCCACUGAUGCAAAACCCCAUCUGUGGUGACGACGUCUCCUUUUGUGACUCUUAUCCUGAACUCACCGGUGAAGACAUUCAUCCCCUCGAUCCAGAAGACCAAAGCUCAUGCUCCUUGGAUUCAAAUGGUGGUCAGGAUUUGGUUGGUGGAGCUGUUCCAAUUCAAGCUCGUUCUGAAAACUUGACAGGAGCUACUGAUUUCUUGAGACCUAACCCCUCCCUGACGGAAGUGGCGCUCACUCAGGACACACUGACUGCCACACGCCAGCUGCCUCAGGAGGGCGACAACAUCAUCGGCCUGAGCCCCCAGACGUCCCUCCAGUAGAAGAAUAUGGAUGGAACCCAGCAGGCACUUAACUCCUCCGCUUGGGCUUCUAAGGGCUGAGCACAGUCUGGACCUCGCAUGGCUUCUAGGGGGAAAGAAAAUAAAUCUGAACCAAACUGAUGGCAUUUUAAGCCUUUCAACCAGUUGCUUCUGAGCCAGACCAGCUGUAAGCUGAAACGUCAAGGAACAACAAGAAAAGACUCCAGGCACUCACGAUACUCUGCAUCUUUCCUAAACAAGAAGCUUGUACGCCAUGAGCGUGACUUCAAAGACCGGCGGGUCGAGUCUGCAGCCUGCAGGAUUAUGAGCGUGUAACAAGAAACAGAAGUGCGUCCGUGUGUCUUUUCAUGGCGAAUGUGGUUUUACCAGACUGAAGACCCAGGGUCUAAGUUUUCAUUGACAUUUUCUUUCCAGAAAUAAUUUCACAUAGCCGAUUAUCCUCUUAAAAGUCAACAGCAGAAGUUUCCUUAGUUUUUAUGUAGAAUGGUUCAAAAUGAGCAGUUCCAUUUGACGAAGUUCACGUUUUCAUCAUCCUAUUUGCUUAGGAGGCGAGAAUUGACUUCACACUGCCCGCCUGAAUCACGGGUUUGUUAGGUGAAGUUAACUGGCCUGACUAGGAAUCAGAGGAGAGCAAGUCUUUUCUGGAAUUGACACUUGUGACCUCGGCCACUCGUCCCAGAAACCCUGCUGGACCUUGUAACGGGAGGGGUCGGGCUGGGAGAGGGGUGGGGAAAAAGCCGCUCACCACCCUGCCUUAAAGCCCACUUAGCACACAUACCGUAGAGACCUGUAUACACUGAUGAACGUAUUUCUGUGAAAAUCAGUUGAUCAGGAAGCAUGUGUUACUUCUAUCCCUGUGACUGGGCUUAAGAGAUUCAGAAUUUGUCCUGCAUAGAAAAGUGAUAUUUAUAAAGAUAAUGUUCUUUCCCUUCUCGCCCUCCUCCCCCCACAUCCUGCCUCUGACAACCACCAGUCUGUUCCCUGUACCUGUGAAUUUGGUUUUGGUUUGGUUUUGUUCAUUUUGCAUCGUAUCUUACACUAAGGGCUUUAGAAAUACACCAUAUCAGGCUCCCCUACUACUGAGAUGUAACACCAAGUGAGUGGUCUUAUGAGACUGAAUUACAUACUCAAAAAGAAAGGGCACAAUUUGUAGAUGGCAUGUAGGUGAGCAGUUCGCAACUGCCCUUAGGUCAUCUGACCAAGUACCACGGGGUUCCUUCCGACCGUGUACAUUUCGUUUGCACCAUGAUCCCGUCUUAGCCAGUGAUGCUGGAUUUAAGUGCUUCAUUCCGGCACCCCAUCCGUUACCUGCUUGGUAGUUACACACCGGAAUUAUCUCUACAGCUCAGACAGAAAUGAACCCAGUUCAGUCAUGAAUCAGGGGAUGGCUCAUUUGCUCUUAAUCUUUAUGCCCUGGAGAGGAAUUACUAGAGUAGGAUUUAUUUGUUUCCUACUUGAAUGUACAGGAUCAGUUCACUGAUUACUAUUGCCUCUGUCACACUUGCACUUAAAAAAGAAAUAGAACAUGGUUGCGUUUGAGUGCGCUAAAAUUCUUUGUUUCACAAUUGCCCCACCCAAAUCAGUGUCUUGUACCUAACAUUGAAAUCAAACUUUAAAAAAAAAGUCCGUCUUUCUCAGGACCUUGUUAUCUUCUUAUUUAUUAAAACCAUGCUUUCUGCUCCUUGCAAGAUUUUAGGGAAAUCUAAUGAGCCCUCGUCCUCGUGGCUGGGCCAACAUUCCAAUGUGUGUGAAUUCCCAUGGCCUCCGUUCCAUUAUCCAAAAUAAGAAAUUGGAGUAGUCUCAGGGUAGUCCAUAGUCUUCUGUGUCUGUUUAAUACCCAGUCAUAAAUGAUUGGCUUUUCCUCCUUUCCUUUUUUUUUUUUUUUUUUUUAGCAUUACCCAGUAGUCUUUCAAGUAUGGUAACUCACCAGCUCUUAGAAUUCUGAGUCAUCUUUAGGAAAGUUGUGUAAAAUAUUUAGGAUCUGACCACAAGAUGUCUGUGCACAUGCACACUAGUUUCCUUGAGUGGCUUCCCCGUAACUCACAUAUGUGUGCCAUUGUUUGCAAUCCAAAAGUUUUGUUUUGACAGAGGGAUGAUCAAAGUAGGCCGGGGCUAUGCCCCUUCUGGUGACCCGAAUAUAUUUUCCACAUGUAGAAACCUUCCUCGACUUCAAAGACAAAUAGUUGCUGGAGAGAAGCUUGGAUCGAUGGGAACGAGACUGUGGCCCCCAAACCCCGAAACAUCGCUUUUGAUCAGUAGGGAAAUGCUUCGGGUGGAAAUUCAAUUUCAUGUGAUGUGGCAUUUGAAAACAUCCUGGGUUAUUUUAUCAGGAGGAAGUCAGUUUACCACCACGGACUACAGAAACAUACAAUAAUGUUAGAUUCUUCUAUACUUUGGGUAAACACUUGAGAGGAAAAUCCCUUCUGUUUCGCACAGUCAGAGCACCCCUGCAGCCCGCACAUGGACUGUACCUGCUGGGAUACCGAUGCUGGGAACUCUUCGUCGGGUACCAAGAAGGCCGGGAGUGAGAACCGGUGUGACUUCUAACGCUGCGGACACCCACCAACAAGAAUGAGGCAAGGAUUUGGGGAAUGACCAUGUAAAGGCAUGGGCUUUCUCAUUUUGUGUAUAUGGAAUAUAUUUUUCCAGUAUAGAUUUUUCUACUCUAGAUAAUGUGGUCAUGUUGCUAUUACCUAGUUAAGCUCUAUUGCUUGUGCCAGUAAAAAAAAAAAAAUGAAAAGAAAAAGGAAAACAGUCCAUCAUUGCUUGAAAGUCGCCAGCUUGAAUCAGUUUAGAUUUCAUCACUGCUAUUUUACAUACUGGAAUUUAUAAAUUUGAAUAUUUUCAUUUUCUUACACAAAUAGUUUUGUAAUAGCUUUUUUUUUAUAUGUGAAUAAAAUUGUUACCUGGUGUUCA
This is a messenger RNA of Suricata suricatta (meerkat), 4339 nucleotides long. It is a transcript of the gene TNFRSF19, whose product is annotated as TNF receptor superfamily member 19. The coding region runs from base 176 to 1423 and encodes 415 amino acids. Gene Ontology annotation, cellular component: plasma membrane. Gene Ontology annotation, biological process: positive regulation of JNK cascade; positive regulation of canonical NF-kappaB signal transduction. The record is from RefSeq and is a predicted model, not a curated record. Lineage: Eukaryota; Metazoa; Chordata; Mammalia; Carnivora; Herpestidae. Gene Ontology annotation, molecular function: signaling receptor activity; protein binding. The transcript is spliced from 10 exons.